AUGAAGAUCCCGUACAAUGUUGUCCACGUCAGUGGCAGUGUCCUAUAUGCCGCGCGGGGAGGAAAGAUUCACUCAUUCAGCCUGGAUGAUGGUGCUCACCUAUCGACAUGGAAGCAUCCCGAUGUCGACAAAGUAGAUGCUGCUGUCAAGGCCAUCUCAGAUGAGGCCUCAAGUGAGAAGCCUGUGAGCCAGGAGCCUGUCGCUGCCGAAGGAGAAGGCAGCGAUGAACCACCGGCUAAGCGACAAAAGGUUGAAGAGCCAAAGGAAGAAGCAGUCAAGGGGACCGAGCAAGAGGAUCCCGACAAGCAGGCUUCAGGGAAGAAGAAGGGAGGAAAGAAGAGUAAAAACAGGAAUCAGCCGCGGAAUAAGGAGCACAACAUCUCACGAGUUCCGGACCGCCCUGUCAUCACUCACUUGACGAGCACGAACGACGGAUCUCAUGUUCUGGCCAUCACAGGACACGACAAGGCCAUCUGGGUAUUCGAGAAUGACGGAAAGGGAAAUCUCACUCAGCUCAGCAAGCGAACUAUGCCCAAGCGUCCGAGUGAUGUAGCCAUUGGACCAGACUCCCAGAUCAUCUGCGCCGACAAGUUUGGCGACGUCUACGCCCUCCCUCUCCUCUAUGACCCCGAAUCUCAAGCCGCCACCUCUCAGCCCUCGACUCCUGGGCCGGCCAAGCCCGCCUACAAGCCUUCUGCCAAUGCCACCACCGUUCACUCCAAGCGCAACCUACGUGCUCUUAACAAUCAGCAGCGUCAGAUGGAGCUUGCGACGCGGACCAAGGCCGAAUCCGAGUCCAAGGCUGAAGUUCCCAGUUUCGAAAUCACUCUCCUGCUCGGACACGUCUCCAUGUUGACCUCGCUUGCCAUCGCCGAGAGCGAGGGGCGAAAAUACAUCAUCACCGGCGACCGCGAUGAGCACAUCAGACUAUCAAGAUACAUUCCCCAGGCAUACGUCAUUGAGGGGUUCUGCUUCGGCCACAAGGAGUUUAUCAGCUCAAUGACGGUUCCUGUCCCUCGAGGGGAUGUGCUCGUGUCGGGCGGUGGUGAUGAGGACUUGUUUGUGUGGGACUGGAAGGCUGGCAAGCUUCUGUCACGGAAGAGCAUCUUGUCUUUGGCUCAGGAGAUUUUGCCGGAUUUGACCAAGGUGGCCGUCUCGAGCCUCCAUACGUUGGUAUUCCCACAUGAGGGAACUGACCUUGUUUACAUCUUGGCCAUAUGCGAGGGCAUCCCGGCAAUCUUCUCAUGGCAGCUUACCCAGGAAAACACUCUCAACCACCCUGCAGUCAUCCAAGUCCCCGGUAACCCCCUUGGCCUCGCCGUCAAGCCCGCCAGCGGCGAUGAGUCGCCCAAGAUCAUCGCCGCUCUCGAUCCCAGCGACCCUGCAAAGGCAAAGAGUCUGGCCAUCUACUCUUUGACCAUGACUGAUGAGAAGCUCGCCACAAGCACAACGGCUCUUGUGAGCGAUGAGGAUGUCGAGGCUGCGGAGCUCGAUGUUGAGGAAAAGGUGGUUAAGAGCUUGCUGUAUAAUACGGAGAACCUAAGAAAGCAGUCGGAGCAGGAGGAAGAGCAGGGUGAAGCCCAGGGUACAGAGAUGAUGGCAGACGCAGAGGUUGCGGAGUAA
Fusarium keratoplasticum is the source of this 1623-nucleotide messenger RNA. Its product is annotated as TRNA (guanine-N(7)-)-methyltransferase non-catalytic subunit TRM82. The record is from RefSeq and is a predicted model, not a curated record. Gene Ontology annotation, biological process: RNA (guanine-N7)-methylation. NCBI's taxonomy places the organism in Eukaryota, Fungi, Ascomycota, Sordariomycetes, Hypocreales, Nectriaceae. Gene Ontology annotation, cellular component: cytosol; tRNA methyltransferase complex; nucleus. Bases 1 to 1623 code for a protein of 540 amino acids. Gene Ontology annotation, molecular function: protein binding; tRNA (guanine(46)-N7)-methyltransferase activity. The transcript has 3 exons.